AUGGAGACGCAAAGUAUGCAGUCAUUGCGAGAAGGCCCUGGCCCGUUUAGCCAGAUUGCCAGUAGUGGCAAAAAUGAGCAAACAGUUUACCCAGCUGAUGAUGGUUGGGUGAUUCGAGUUUACCACGAUUAUGAAGCGAAUGACGCCACAUUCCAAUCUGUCAUGUGCAAUGCUAGCUGCCAAUUCGGAAACAUAGAUUUUUGCAACGUCAAACAUCUUCAAGCACCGCUCGAUGCAUAUGCUUCACCCAGCAAGUUAAAUUCCAUCGCUGCGGAUCCCGUUAUGAACAGGUAUCCUGGCGGAAAUCCCGUUGAAACAGCCCGGGAAGUGGAAUACGAAUGGUACGGCAGGAACAAGAACUUCUUUCACAUCCCCAGCAGGAGCCUGUGCUUGGGAAAGCUAUAA
Notodromas monacha is the source of this 405-nucleotide messenger RNA. NCBI's taxonomy places the organism in Eukaryota, Metazoa, Arthropoda, Ostracoda, Podocopida, Cyprididae. The record is from the annotation of a GenBank genome assembly.